AUGGAGGCCCUUCAGCUGGCCCAGAUGCUGGCCGAUUUGAACGACCUCCAGGCCGCUCAAGACCAAGGUGCCGCCAAAGCCCUUGUCGCCGCCAACAAGAACCUCGAACGUGCUAUCACUGCCAAAGAUGUGCCGACGCCUACUUCCCAGCUCCAGUCCAAGGGCGCCGGCACACCGGUCGUGGACAGUAGAACUGCCACGCCGGCCGGUCGCUUCGACAAGUUAGGCCGCCGCAUAUUCAGCCCGCCCAUGUCGAGAACAAACUCCUUCACGCCCUCUACAUCCUCCAUGCCCGGAACGCCCCGGAAGGAAGAAGUGAGCAAUACUCCCCGACGUGACACAUGCGUACCCGAGACUCACGCUGACAAGGCGUACCAGAUUGAUGGCGAUAUUGACAGAGCAUCUACUCUUCUGUCACUUUACGAGAUUCGCGCCAAGUUGAAGGAGCAGGACAAUAGCAGCCUCCUGAAGGCACGGGAAAAGAUUAAUGCACUUGCAGCGAAGCAAGCUCAGCUGGCAAAACAGCACCAGCAGGUGCAGCAGAACUUCCAGACACAACAGCAACAACCAAAGCUGCCUACAUCACAACCUAAGGAUAUGCGAAACUGA
This is a messenger RNA of Pestalotiopsis fici W106-1, 609 nucleotides long. RefSeq lists its product as uncharacterized. The transcript is spliced from 2 exons. Bases 1 to 609 code for a protein of 202 amino acids. Lineage: Eukaryota; Fungi; Ascomycota; Sordariomycetes; Amphisphaeriales; Sporocadaceae. The record is from RefSeq and is a predicted model, not a curated record.